Messenger RNA from Penicillium concentricum, 603 nucleotides. RefSeq lists its product as uncharacterized. The record is from RefSeq and is a predicted model, not a curated record. Bases 1 to 603 code for a protein of 200 amino acids. Lineage: Eukaryota; Fungi; Ascomycota; Eurotiomycetes; Eurotiales; Aspergillaceae. The transcript has 2 exons.
AUGUCAACCGUGCAAAUCUACUACGAACCGCCCGAAGACUCCAACUGGCUCGAGGCCUUCUACGGAGACAACGAAAGCAUGGACCGAAGGACACUUGAGAUCCAUCAGGUUAAAGUCCACCGGGUGGUCAUCACUCCCAACAUCACCUACCACCCCCACAAAGCCUUUCGACCCGAACAACAACGACUCCCCCAGUUCUCCCGAAGUUCCUCCCUCGAUUUGCGAACGCUGGGUCCAAUGAAGCUGGAGCACGAACCCCCAAUCCCGACACUCCGCAGCGAGUCAUCUAUUCAUCGGCUGUACAGUACAAUCCGCCGACACGCGCCAAGGCAGACAUUCGCUGAGUUCCUAUACGAAGAAGGAGACUCAGCCUCACCACCCACUACUGCGACUGACUCGGAGUACGAAAAUUGUUUGCUCCCAUACUGUGGAGCCUUACCACGGCCCUCCGGGGAAUCAUCUAUCGCCGCCGCCGCUUCCUCACCAUCGCCCUCUUCGGCUACCAACCCUGAGCUCCAGCUGUUGCCUGUUGUAGUUAUGCAAGUUGUAUCGAGCAAGACCCACAAAGCAUGUCGGGCCUUGAAGAAGAGAUUUCUUCAGUGA